Molecule: messenger RNA, 1285 nt
Organism: Synchiropus splendidus (mandarinfish)
Lineage: Eukaryota; Metazoa; Chordata; Actinopteri; Syngnathiformes; Callionymidae
Product: interferon regulatory factor 1-like
Exons: 10
Coding region: 168-890 (240 amino acids)
Biological process (GO): immune system process; regulation of transcription by RNA polymerase II
Cellular component (GO): nucleus
Molecular function (GO): RNA polymerase II cis-regulatory region sequence-specific DNA binding; DNA-binding transcription factor activity, RNA polymerase II-specific
Source: RefSeq, a predicted model, not a curated record
AGACCUGUGGGAAAUACCCGCUCUGAGGAUAUAAAGCUGCACUUCGAGGGAGAGCUUUAUCACAAAACUUGCCGUUCUUCGUGGAUGCUUGAGAGAGAAGACGAAUAUUUGGAGGAAUACUCCGGGAUUUCCUUUUUGCUAGACAACGCGGGACAACUGAAAGAAACAUGCCGGUAGCGAGGCAGAGAAUGCGCCAAUGGCUGGAGGACAAGAUCAACUCCAACUCCACCAAGGGUCUGACCUGGAUUGACAAGGAUAAGACCAUGUUCACCAUCCCCUGGAAACAUGCCGCACGCCACGGCUGGGAGAUGAGCAAGGACGCGUGUCUGUUCAGAGACUGGGCCCUCCACACCGGGAAGUACGUGGAGGGCCAGGUGGAGGACCCCAAGACGUGGAAAGCCAACUUCCGCUGUGCCAUGAACUCCCUGCCCGACAUCGAGGAGGUGAAAGACCGCAGCGUUAACAAGGGUCACAUGGCCGCACGGGUCUACAGGAUGCUUCCGGUGAAGCGCAGAGGUGAGGUUCGCCGGGAAAGACGCGGGAGAGGCACGGACAUGAAGAGAAAGACAAAGGUGAAGGUAGAGGAAGAGGACGACGACAUGGAUGCACAGUCCUCUACAAGUCAGUCGCAGACAGACGACGACUUCUCACCUCAGGAAAACAGACCUGACAGCACAGAACCCCUGAACAUGCCAGACAUGAGCACCGAGGUUCCCGACUUGGGCCUUUCCGUGGAGAUUGAGUCAGACUUUUACGGAAUCUACAGCGACAGAUUUCAGGUUUCUCCUGAAACCAGCAACGACUGCGCCUACGACGAAAUUAUCAAGGUAAAUAUCAAUUUGCGAGGAGAUGGAGAGGGACUCGCCGUGGAACCACAGCUACCAGACUAACACGGUCUGCUUCAGCCCAAGUGGAAGUGACUCCUCAGAAGACGUCUACAGUCCGAACUACACCACGCUAAAUUCAAACAUCUUCCAAAACAGCGCAGACUGUUGGACCGGGUCGUGGUUGUCUUCGCAAUUGGACUUUCCAUUCACUUCUUAGCAAGCGUGAAGCCCCUAGCCCCCAAUCUCCAUCAUCCCAUUUGAGACUCCUGUUGAAGAAUUUCCUCAUGACCUGUCUGCUUUUGUGUGGUGUUGCUCCGUCGCACAGCAAAGCGACUUGUGUCUUCAAUCCUCAACACUAGAAUUCCAUUUUUUAUUGUUGUUUCAUUGUCGCUGUAAAUAGUUCUGAAUAUUCCUAUUUUUUGUAAUAAAAAUAAACGUAAAAAAUACUUCAUCAAAAA